AUGAGUGAACCGCAAAAUAUUGAACAAAAAAAAGAAAGGAGACGUUCUAUUGCUUUAUUAACUAGAUCUCCACUAUCUCAUUCUCCAAAUCCAUCACCUAGGAAUUCAUUACCUAAUUCUUACGUUAAUAAUUCAUCAUUUUUACGUAGUGAUAGUUAUAACAACAACAAUAACGAUUCUGCAAUUAUGGAAAACUAUUCUGAUCAUUCAUCAUCUUCGGAACAAAGGCAUUCUACACCAAUUUCAAAUAGAGACAAUCUUGAUUUAUCUAAUGGCAUAGAUAAUCCAGAAUUAAUCAAGAAAAUUGCAAAACAUUUACCUACAGAUUUUGAUUCAUUAAAUCAGGAAGGUGCAGAUAUAACAAGAGAUUUAUACAAGAUCAAAGAAGAUGCGCAAAGAAGACCAAACUUGAAAAAAUCAAAAAGUUGUGAUUCUUUAGGCUCCAAUUCUGUCAGAUCAAGAGCUUCUUCAUUCAAUGUUCCGGGAGGAUUUCGUCGUGAAUUCUUAUUGAGUCAGCAAAAUAACCCAAAUAUUGAAUCAUUACGUACAACCACUCCGAAUUUCUUGACUAAAAAUUUUAUUGAGUUUUUAAGCAUCUAUGGACAUUUCGCAGGUGAACAAUUAGAAGAUGAUGAGAAUAUCACAAACCACUAUAAAUAUUUAUUACCUUCAGAAGGUGGGGAACAAGAACCAUUGAUUUCUAGGAAUAAUUUCAACCCUAGAGGUACAGCAACAGAUAGGAAAGCAUAUUUUUUAUUAUUAAAAGCAUUUGUUGGAACUGGGGUGCUUUUCCUUCCUAAAGCGUUCGCCAACGGUGGGUUGUUGUUUUCGAUUGGGUUGUUGGCAUUUUUUGCAUUGCUUUCAUGGUGGUGUUAUACUAUUCUUGUAUAUACCAAAAUGGCAACUAGGGUAUCAAGUUUUGCUGAAAUUGGUAUGAAAUUAUAUGGUCCAUGGUUGCAAAGACUUAUCUUGUCUUCGAUUGUUAUUUCACAAAUUGGAUUUGUUGCUGCAUAUAUUGUAUUCACCCUGGAGAAUCUUCGAGCAUUUGUUGCCAAUAUUACUGGUUGGAAUCCUUUGGAUAUUAACAUUAUAUGGUUUAUUAUACUACAAGUUUUGAUUGUGACUCCAUUAUCACUAAUCCGUGAUAUUACCAAAUUAUCCUUACUGGCAGUCUUGGCCAAUAUAUUUAUAUUCACAGGUCUAUUUACAAUAUUGUAUUUUAUGAUAUUUCAAUGGUUAGGCGUAAAUAAUGGGAAGUUUGGAUCCGGAAUAGUUUAUUAUUUCAAUCAAUCUGAAUUUUCUUUAUUUAUUGGUACUGCCAUUUUUGCAUUUGAAGGUAUUGGAUUAAUUAUUCCAAUUCAAGAAUCGAUGAUUCAUCCAAAUAAUUUUCCUAAAGUCUUGGGACAAGUUAUAUUUUCUAUAACUAUUAUAAUGGUUAUUGUUGGUGGAUUAGGAUAUUUAACUUUUGGAGAUGAAGUCAAUACUGUUAUAUUAUUAAACCUUCCACAAGAUUCCCCAAUGGUUAUUCUUACUCAAUUAUUAUAUUCAUUAGCUAUUUUAUUAUCCACACCAUUACAAUUAUUCCCAGCUAUUAGAUUACUUGAAUCGAAAUUAAUCUUUGGUAGUGGCAAGAGCUCACCAGGGAUUAAGUGGUUAAAAAAUCUAUUCCGAACAGUUUUUGUAUUAUUCACAGCAUAUAUUGCAUUUGUUGGUGGUCAAAAUUUAGACAAAUUUGUUUCAUUUGUUGGAUGUUUUGCAUGCAUUCCAUUGGUUUAUAUGUAUCCACCAAUAUUACAUCUUAAAAGUUGUUGUAAGAUUCAUGAUGGUUUACUGGAGAAAGAAAAAUCAACAAGAUAUUGGUUAGCAGUCUUGGAUUAUAUCUUGUUGAUUAUCGGUGGUGUUGCAUUUGUUUAUACAACUAUUCAAAUUUUAUUUACAUAA
This is a messenger RNA of Candida tropicalis MYA-3404, 1941 nucleotides long. Its product is annotated as amino acid transporter. The record is from RefSeq and is a predicted model, not a curated record. Gene Ontology annotation, molecular function: amino acid transmembrane transporter activity. The transcript has a single exon. The coding region runs from base 1 to 1941 and encodes 646 amino acids. Gene Ontology annotation, biological process: amino acid transmembrane transport. NCBI's taxonomy places the organism in Eukaryota, Fungi, Ascomycota, Pichiomycetes, Serinales, Debaryomycetaceae.